AUGGCGCUGCCCUGUCAAGAGCCUGGAGCUUGUGGUAUCCAGAAAGCAGCAGGUCAGGAUACAACUCACUGUAGCAGAAGCCUCCAAAUCCACAGACCUCUCUACUGCCUGCAGCUGGAGGUAACCCCGUCAUUGGAGCUGGCCCAGAGCAGUUCCGUGCUCUGCUCUGCAGCCUUGGCUCAGGGCUGCAUGCCCUGGGGUGGUGUGGUAGCAGAACCACUCCCAUCACUGCUGGACUUUGUCUGCAGUCAGAGCCCUAGUGGGGCCACUGGUGGCGAUAGUAAAAUACCUGUCACAUGCUGCCACUUGCAUUGCCAGAAAACAACUUCUGGGUCUGGGAUCCUGGAGCCCGCAGGGCUAGGGUGGGAGCCUAAUUAUAUCUUGAAAAAGGAUACUCAGGGAGGCCCCAACACCACUCAAAUUUCAGUUCCACAUCAGUUUUCUAGAAUGAAGCACAUUAAACAAGAGAUGGCUAACAAUCACCUUCAGUUUGUGGGAUUUGAAGCUACCGACUUUCAUAGUAUGUCCAGAUUUAAGAGUGUCCCUGCAUAUUUCUUCCAAGUGAGAUUUAACAUGAAAGGAAUGGUUGAAUCCCCAGUGUUUGUUUUUACUACAUUUAUUAAAAAUAGAGGAAAAACUGGAAAAGUGAUCAAUGGUGUUUACGUGCUCCAAGGUUAUCUUGAAUUCACACCUGAUCCAAAGAACAGUGAAGUAGAUCACAUAGGAGCAAUAUGUUUUCAUAGUGACAUAGUCCUAAUGCCAGAGUUAUCAACCUUUAGAGUUUUGCCACAGGCUGAGCGAAGUGUAAGAGUGAUUUGUGACACAUUCACUGUGGUGGGGCCCCUAUUGACUUCACCAAGGUGCAUUGGAAGCAGAUAGCUGGCCCAGCUUUCUGCCUUCUCUGUGAUUUUUGUGUUUUUGUAGCCCGAAAUGAUCAAUUCAGAAACCGUAUCCUUUCAUCCAUCAACAUUACUAAAUAAUCAGGACCAGCCCUUUCUCCAGGAACCCACUGAUGGCUUAUUUCACACUAGAGCCAAAGUUGAGAGAUUUUUCUCCUCUACCAGGACUGAUCAGGUGGAAAUCUGUUUUCUGUCUGAGUUUGGCAUCCCUUCAGUUUACAAUGCAUUUACCUUCUGAACAGGUGUCAAAGAAAUAGCAAAGAAAUAUAAUGACAUUAACCUCUUCUCAUUGGGACUGAGUCCUGCACUUCAGUUAUUUUGUCUCAUAGUCUCUAGGCUAUGGAAAACACAUUCUGCAGAAGUUCUGGAAUCGAGGGGCUCACAAUCACUGGGUAAAAAUUGUUGUGCCCAGAUAGAAAAUAAAAUAGACUCAGCUCCAGCAAAACCUUACCUGGUGCUGGCUGCAGGUGUUGUUGCAGGCUUGGCUCGACUUCAAGGCAGUGAUGGUUUCUUGGUCUGUCUAGAUGACAGCAUUGAUGUCUACCACUCAAAGCCUUUGAAACUGGAAGAUGCUCUUGUGGCAUAG
Molecule: messenger RNA, 1485 nt
Organism: Condylura cristata (star-nosed mole)
Lineage: Eukaryota; Metazoa; Chordata; Mammalia; Eulipotyphla; Talpidae
Gene: LGSN
Product: lengsin, lens protein with glutamine synthetase domain
Cellular component (GO): membrane; cytoplasm
Molecular function (GO): glutamine synthetase activity
Source: RefSeq, a predicted model, not a curated record